Messenger RNA from Penaeus indicus, 1809 nucleotides. Its product is annotated as 5-hydroxytryptamine receptor-like. Gene Ontology annotation, biological process: G protein-coupled receptor signaling pathway, coupled to cyclic nucleotide second messenger; chemical synaptic transmission. Gene Ontology annotation, cellular component: plasma membrane; dendrite. Lineage: Eukaryota; Metazoa; Arthropoda; Malacostraca; Decapoda; Penaeidae. The record is from RefSeq and is a predicted model, not a curated record. The coding region runs from base 1 to 1809 and encodes 602 amino acids. Gene Ontology annotation, molecular function: neurotransmitter receptor activity; G protein-coupled serotonin receptor activity. The transcript is spliced from 6 exons.
AUGAAAAUUGGAUUUUAUGUUCCUCCGAGUGACACGGAACACAACAGCGAAGAAAACACGACAAGCGAUGACUGGAACUACACGUUGCCCAACCUGCUGGAGUACCUGGACGGGCUGCUGGAGGGCGGCGGGCAGCCCCACAGCAACCCCAUCCUCCCGAACCCCAAUAAGGAUGCGGAGGCGCCGGCCACCACCCUCUGGGGAGCGCUCACCUCCUCCUCGACGCCGCCCACGACCACGACCACCACGCCCGCGCCCAUCAACAAGCCCAUGUUCGUUAUGAACUUCACUCUGCGCACCACCGUGGACACGCUCCUGCAGACGCGCGUCAACCUGUCCAAGGCUCUGGAUCCCCUGGCGUCUCCCGCAGGGGCCGGGGGCAGCGUCCUCGGCCUCGACGUCGACCCCUCGGACGUCGGCCUCGGCAUAGGCAUGGGGGUGGCCACGCUGUCCUCCGCCUCGUCCACGUCCUCCGCGUCCUCGUCGUCCUCGCCCUCGUCCUCGUCCUCGGCCAGCACCCCCGACCUCCUCCUCGCCGGGAACGAGUCCCUGGUCACCCUCGACGACUCCUUCUGGCUCGCCGGCGGGAACGACUCGGCCAACCAGAGCCACUUCUUCGGCAACGAGACCUCGGACGGGCUCAUCGUGGACACCGUGGGCAUGGUCAUCACGUCGGUCAUCCUCGGCAUCAUGAUCCUCACCACGGUCAUCGGAAACGUGUUCGUGAUCGCCGCCAUCUUGCUGGAGAGGAACCUUCAACAGGUGGCAAAUUUCCUGAUCGUGUCGCUGGCGGUGGCCGACCUGAUGGUGGCCUGCCUCGUCAUGCCUCUCGGCGCUGUGUACGCGAUAAGCAAGGACUGGAUUCUGGGUCCCGAGCUCUGCGAUAUGUGGACUUCGAGUGACGUGUUGUGUUGCACCGCCUCGAUUCUCCACCUGGUCGCCAUUGCACUCGACAGGUACUGGGCGGUCACGCAAGUGGACUACAUCCAUUCCCGGAACGGCACGCGCAUCGGCACCAUGAUCCUGAUGGUGUGGCUGACGGCGGUGGUGGUGUCCAUAGCGCCCCUCUUCGGCUGGAAGGACCCCGACUUCCUGGUGCGAGUCAACCAGCACAAGAAGUGUCUCGUGUCUCAGGACGUCGGCUACCAGAUCUUCGCCACCAUGGCUACCUUCUACGUCCCUCUGACGGCCAUUUUGAUUCUCUACUGGAAGAUCUUUCAGGCGGCGCGGAAGAGGAUCCACAAGAACCGCCCGGGGGAGAAGAAGGAGGCGAAGAAGAAGGGGAAUAAUAACAGGACGAAUAGGGCGAAGGCCAACAGAGGCGGCGGCGGCGGCGGAGGCGGAGGCGAGCCAAAGCCCAACGGCGUGACGGAGCACCAGACCACCGCCUUCACCACCGUCAACAGCGGCUCGCCCGACAAAAUCUCCAACAACGGGGCGGUGUCCGUGUCCUCCCACGUGAGCGAGGUGUCCAGACUGGAGAUGCUGCCGAAGGAACCCCCGAAGAAGACCAAGAAGGAGACCCUGGAGGCCAAGAGGGAGAAGAAGGCCGCCAAGACGCUGGCCAUCAUCACGGGCGCCUUCGUCGUGUGCUGGCUGCCCUUCUUCGUGACGGCGCUGCUCAUGUCCAUAUGCCCCGGCUGCUACUUCUCCGACCUCAUGUUCUCCAUCUUCCUCUGGCUCGGCUACUUCAACUCCACCCUCAACCCCAUCAUCUACACCAUCUUCAGCCCGGAGUUCAGAGAGGCCUUCAAGAGGAUACUCUUCGGCAGGAAGGCCCAGAGGUACCGCCCGGGGAAGGUGCGCUGA